AGCCACUAACUCGCAAUUGGCCGAUUAUAAGUUCACCUUUCGAAGUUACACUUAUAACUCUUGCUUACUUGUAUUUCGUUCUUAGCUUCGGUCCUCGCUAUAUGAAAAAUAAGCCACCAUAUAAGCUGAAAACCUUCAUAUUAAUCUACAAUAUAAUACAAAUAUUGGCAAACAUUUGGAUAGUAAAAGAACACAUAACUAAUGGUUGGUUUUCGAAAUAUAUUUUUAUAUGUAUCCCAUCAGAUCCAACUUCGCCUAGUGCGAUUAGACUCUUCAAUUUGGUGUGGUGGAUUCUAUUAUUGAAAUUUUUCGAUUAUCUUGAAACCUGUAUAUUUGUGUUAAGGAAAAAACAAAAUCAGGUUUCCGGUUUGCACGUAUACCAUCACGUGUCAAACGUAAUUUUCGGCUGGUAUUUUUUAAAAUAUUUGUUAGACGAAAGAGCAACGUUUAUUAGCUUGAUUAAUUGUUCCGUGCAUGUAAUUAUGUAUAUUUAUUAUUUUUUGACUGCGUGGAACUCAAAACUUCAAAAAAGUCUCCUCCCUAUUAAACCAUAUGUAACAAGGAUACAAUUGGUGCAAUUCUUUGCAAUAUUAAUAGUGAGCUUGCAAGCUUUAUCAUCCUCCUGUGAUGUAAGUGGAAAAAGUCACAUGAUUAUUAUUUUUAGUAUAAAUAUACUGAUAUUUAUUUAUUUAUUCUAUGAUUUUUAUAAAAAA
Messenger RNA from Linepithema humile (Argentine ant), 713 nucleotides. NCBI's taxonomy places the organism in Eukaryota, Metazoa, Arthropoda, Insecta, Hymenoptera, Formicidae. The record is from RefSeq and is a predicted model, not a curated record.